Messenger RNA from Manihot esculenta (cassava), 2057 nucleotides. RefSeq names its product transcription initiation factor TFIID subunit 6. Gene Ontology annotation, cellular component: SLIK (SAGA-like) complex; transcription factor TFIID complex; SAGA complex. Gene Ontology annotation, biological process: transcription initiation at RNA polymerase II promoter; RNA polymerase II preinitiation complex assembly. The coding region runs from base 289 to 1899 and encodes 536 amino acids. NCBI's taxonomy places the organism in Eukaryota, Viridiplantae, Streptophyta, Magnoliopsida, Malpighiales, Euphorbiaceae. The transcript is spliced from 12 exons. The record is from RefSeq and is a predicted model, not a curated record. Gene Ontology annotation, molecular function: RNA polymerase II general transcription initiation factor activity; transcription coactivator activity; protein heterodimerization activity.
CGGCCUUGGCUAAUAGCUAUUACUGCUUUCCAGUUUCCAUCGCCUCGCCGGUAUCAAGCUUUGCAGAAUUUUACGGUUAACCCUAAAUUCUGAUUCAGAUUUUUUACUCUCCAGUUUCAGAGUUAGCUCCAAUUUUUAAAUUUAUUUGCUUCUACAUAUCUAAUCUACCAACGCUAUUGGACACGUAUAAGACCAAUGUCAGCAUCUGAGCUCGGGCUUUCUCUUUCUUGCGUUUGAUCAGUUCUCUGUUCUCUUUUGGCGGUCGUUGUGCAUAAACCGGAAUUGAAAAUGAGUAUAGUGCCCAAGGAAGCAAUCGAGGUGAUUGCACAGAGCAUUGGAAUCAACAAUUUGUCUCCUGAGGUUGCUCUUGCUCUAGCUCCUGAUGUCGAGUACCGAGUCCGCGAGAUCAUGCAGGAGGCUAUUAAGUGCAUGCGCCAUUCAAGGAGAACUACUUUGACCACAGAAGAUGUGGAUAGUGCUCUCAGCUUAAGAAAUGUGGAUCCUGUGUAUGGCUUUGCCUCUGGGGAUCCGCUGCGUUUCAAAAGAGCUGCGGGACAUAAGGAUCUGUACUACAUUGAUGAUGCGGAUGUCGAGUUCAAAGAUGUGAUGGGGGCUCCUUUACCAAAAGCGCCUCUUGAUACGUCAGUUACAGUUCACUGGUUGGCAAUUGAAGGCGUUCAACCUGCAAUUCCGGAGAAUGCUCCUGUUGAAGCAUCAUCUGAUGGUAAAAAGUCUGAAUAUAAAGAAGAUGGUCUUCCUGUUGAUGUUAAAUUACCUGUCAAGCAUGUAUUAUCGAGGGAACUUCAGCUGUACUUUGACAAAAUCACUGAGCUUACCAUGAGAAAGUCUGGUUCUAUACUCUUCAAACAAGCUUUAGUAAGCUUGGCAACAGACCCUGGUCUCCAUCCUUUGCUUCCAUAUUUCACUUACUUGAUUGCUGAUGAGGUCUCACGAAAUUUGAAUAACUUUUCUGUCCUGUUUGGUUUGAUGCGUGUGGCACGAAGCCUUAUUCAAAAUCCAAACAUACAUGUAGAACCUUAUCUACACCAAUUGAUGCCUCCUAUUAUUACCUGCCUAGUUGCUAAAAGGUUGGGAAAUAGAUUUUCUGACAAUCAUUGGGAGCUUAGAAACUUCACAGCAGACCUGGUUGCUUCAAUAUGCAAAAGAUUUGGGCAUGUUUAUCACAAUCUGCAGCCACGUGUCACAAGGACUUUACUCCAUGCAUUCUUAGAUCCAACAAAAUCAUUGACUCAACAUUAUGGUGCAGUACAAGGAUUGGCAGCUUUAGGACCCAGUGUGGUUCGCCUUCUUGUACUGCCAAACCUAGAGCCAUAUUUGCUACUGCUUGAACCAGAUAUGCUUCUUGAGAAGCAAAAAAAUGAGAUGAAGAGGCAUGAAGCUUGGUGUGUUUAUGGGGCCUUGAUGCGUGCUGCUGGUCUAUGCAUGUAUGAUCGGCUCAAAAUGUUACCUGGUAUGCUAAUGUCACCAACACGGUCUGUCUUGAAGAGCAAUAGAAGAGUUAUGACUCAAACACCAAAUAAACGAAAAGCAAGCACAGACAACUUGAUGCAGCAACCACCACUGAAGAAACUAGCAACAGAUGGUGCGAUGGGCGUAAUGCCAAUGAACACCAUGCAAGUUGAGAUGCAAGGGGCAACAGGUGGAUUUCCCAAGGCUGUUGGGGCUUCUAGCAUGGGCGUACCAUUAAUGUCUCGGCAGUUGCCUAAUGAAAACAUGCCAGGAAGGGAUAGCGGUCAGGUGUUAAAAACAUCAACUGUGCUCGCACAGGCUUGGAAGGAGGACAUAGAUGCCGGACGUUUGCUGGCAUCUCUAUAUGAACUUUUUGGUGAGAGUAUGUUUGCCUUCAUUCCUAAACCAGAGUUGUCUUUUUUCCUGUAAUUUAACUGGAACAAUUGUCCUCAUAAUAUCUUUGUAAAUUACCAAUUACAUUUAUUUUGUUUUCCCUCCGGGGUAGGUUAUAGAUUCUAACUUGGGGAUAGCUCAUGUAUUUCCAAAGAAAGUUGCGUGAAUUUCAUUUUGUAGAUAAUCAGUUGUGC